Messenger RNA from Sesamum indicum (sesame), 985 nucleotides. RefSeq names its product NADPH-dependent aldehyde reductase-like protein, chloroplastic. The record is from RefSeq and is a predicted model, not a curated record. Lineage: Eukaryota; Viridiplantae; Streptophyta; Magnoliopsida; Lamiales; Pedaliaceae.
AUGACUGAUAUGUUCAUCCUACAUUACAGUACUGACUCCACUCAUCACUCCUUCCACAGCCGCUAACUCACUCAUGGCUGAAUCAAGUACCAACCCCCUCCCUCUCCAAGACAGAGUCGCGGUUGUCACCGGCGCCUCUCGCGGCAUUGGCCGUGCUAUUGCCCUCCAUUUGGCUUCUCUCGGCGCCAAACUCCUCAUCAACUACGCCUCCAACUCCGCUCAAGCCCUUUCUGUUGCCGCCCAAAUUAACACCCCCUCCGCUCUCCGCGCCGUCACCUUCCAAGCCGAUAUCUCACACCCCGACCAGGUCAAAUCCCUCUUCGACGCCGCAGAGUCCGCCUUCAACUCUCCUGUUCACAUCCUUGUCAACUCAGCCGGAAUACUAGACCCCAAGUAUCCCACGCUUGCUGAUACUACCCUCGAAGAUUUCGACCGCACCUUCAGCGUCAACGUGCGAGGCGCCUUCUUGUGCUGCAGAGAAGCCGCCAAUAGGAUCAAGCGCGGUGGAGGAGGAAGGAUCAUAUGCUUGACGACGUCACUGGUGGCAGCAUUUAGGCCGGGAUACGGGGCGUACACAGCGUCAAAGGCGGCGGUGGAGGCGAUGGUGAAGAUACUAGCGAAGGAGCUGAAGGGAACGGGGAUAACUGCGAAUGGGGUGGCACCAGGGGCGGUGGCGACGGAGAUGUUUUACGCGGGGAAGACGGAGGAGAUGGUGAAACAGGCGGUGGAGGUGUGUCCGAUGGGGCGGCUGGGGGAGACGGAUGAUGUGACCCCGGUGGUGGGGUUUCUAGCGAGUGAUGCGGGUGAGUGGGUGAACGGGCAGAUUAUUCGGGUGAAUGGGGGAUACGUAUAAAACGUUACCUCUACUCAUCAGCUUGCUCUUGCUAGAGAAAGAAUGGGUGUAAUUCCAAAUUAUGUUCCUUAAUUGGAGUUGUAAUACAAUGCGUGAAGUAAUUUAAUACAAACAUGAUCGUUGUUUAAAGAA